AGAGCGGCCUCCUCCUCCACAAGCACACACACCGAAACCAAACUCCAACAACUCACAGAGACAGAGAGAGAACUGCCUGGAGGUCCCGGCUUGGAUCCAGAGCCUCCUCCCCUCUUGGCGCCGCCGGAAGAAAACUCCAAUAUAAAACAAGCACUUAAAGCCUCGGGGAAUGCUGAAAGAUGUGCUUGCUUAGAAGACAUUUCACCUGCGCGAUAAAGGAGAUUGCCUCUGCUCCACAAGAGCUGAGUUGUUCGACUCUUUAUGCAAGCAACCAUCUUGUCUGCAUCAUCUCUACACCAUCUAGACUUCGUCGAGACAAAGACAUGAGAGUGUUGUUCACUGUGGUGGAUCAGGACUACCUUGGAGAGGAUGGUUGAAGUGCUCCAGUCGAUUUGAAUUAUAUAGCCGCAAUAUAGGCUUGUGGUGUUAUACAGCUAGAAGUCAUGGCGAACAGAGGGAAGAUUCUAAUGGAGCGCUACGAGCUGGGAAGAUUGUUGGGGAAGGGAACAUUUGGCAAGGUGCACUUUGCGAGGAGCCUUGAGUCCAACCAAAGCGUCGCCAUAAAGAUGUUGGACAAGGAGAAGGUGCUCAAGGUUGGGCUCUCGGAGCAAAUCAGGCGUGAGGUCACAACCAUGCGGUUGGUGGCACACAAGAACAUUGUUCAGCUUCAUGAGGUCAUGGCGACACGAAACAAAAUAUUCUUUGUGAUGGAGUAUGUGAAAGGUGGCGAGCUCUUUGACAAGGUUGCAAAGAGUGGCAAGCUCACAGAGGGUGCUGCACACAAGUAUUUCCAGCAGCUCAUCAGUGCAGUGGAUUACUGCCACAGCCAAGGUGUGUAUCACCGGGAUCUCAAGCUGGAAAACCUGCUCCUGGAUGAGAAUGAGAACCUUAAGGUCUCAGAUUUUGGAUUGAGCGCACUUUCAGAGUCAAAGAGGCAAGAUGGCCUGCUCCACACCACCUGCGGAACACCCGCAUAUGUAGCUCCGGAGGUCAUCAGCAAGACAGGUUAUGAUGGUGCGAAAUCCGAUAUCUGGUCUUGUGGUGUUAUCCUUUUUGUUCUCAUUGCUGGUUAUCUCCCUUUCCAUGGUUCCAACUUGAUGGAGAUGUACCGGAAGAUUGAGCAAGGAGAUUUCAGGUGCCCCAGCUGGUUCUCACACAAACUCCAGAAGCUUUUGUGCAAGAUCCUCGACCCCAAUCCAAGCACCAGGGCAUCUAUCCAGAAGAUAAAAGAGUCUACCUGGUUCCGGAAAGGUCCAAGGGGCACCCUUGCAGUGAAGGAGAGAACUCCCAGUGAGAAUGUUACCACAAAUGCUCCUCCUACAGCUGGUGUGAGGGCAAGGAAGAACACUCAUGAAGAUGUGAAGCCCCUGAUGCUGACAAACUUAAAUGCCUUUGAGAUCAUCUCUUUCUCCACAGGGUUUGACCUAUCUGGCCUAUUCAUCCAAGAGGAGUGCAGAAAGGAGACAAGGUUCACUUCAGACAAGCCUGCUUCAGCCAUCAUCUCGAAGCUGGAAUACGUCGCGAAGGCGAUGAAUCUCAGGGUAAGGAAGAAGGACAAUGGCGUGGUAAAGAUGCAAACGAGGAAGGAAGGAAGGAACGGUGCUGUUCAGUUAGACAUGGAGAUCUUCGAGAUCACACCUUCCCACCACCUCAUUGAGAUGAAACAAACAGGUGGUGAUCCGCUGGAGUACCGAGAGCUGUUGGAGGACAUCCGGCCAGCGCUGAAGGACAUAGUCUGGGCCUGGUAUGGAGAUGACCACCAGCAGCGGCUAGAGUAGUUUUUGGAAUCUUGAGUAUUUAGUUUUGGUUCUGCGAAUUCGUCCAGUUUUCAGCUGGAACGAUCCUAUUUUACAUGCUUGUGUGUCUUUGUAGAAAAUAUAUUUUUUCCUACAUGAGGUGAGGCAUUCUGUUGAGGCAUUGUUGAGAAGUUGAGAUGCAUAAUAAAAGUUGUUCCUGUUUA
This is a messenger RNA of Hordeum vulgare subsp. vulgare (domesticated barley), 1960 nucleotides long. Its product is annotated as CBL-interacting protein kinase 15-like. The transcript has 2 exons. The coding region runs from base 444 to 1778 and encodes 444 amino acids. Lineage: Eukaryota; Viridiplantae; Streptophyta; Magnoliopsida; Poales; Poaceae. Gene Ontology annotation, biological process: signal transduction; protein phosphorylation. The record is from RefSeq and is a predicted model, not a curated record. Gene Ontology annotation, molecular function: protein kinase activity; ATP binding.